AUGCUUGCCGGUCCAUCGGACUUCAUGGCAAUGGCGAAAGCACAUAACAUUGCUGGAUGUUCAGGUAUCCCCAAGGACUCCCAAAAUGCCGCAACCCAAUAUGUGGCCUUAGCAGUUCACCCAAAACACGACAUCACCAAGGAAGGAAUUCCUAAUCAGGAACGAGUUACUAUUAAAGGAGAAAUGGUCUUGGAAGGAAUAUCUAAACCUCCAGCAAAUACAGAUGUCGGGGCUGCGAUGGCGGAGGAUCCGCAUGAAAAGCUCGUAUGCAUUGGAAGUGAGUCGGCCAACUUAGGCGAACUAAAGGUAGAUAAAGGGUUUAGAUCAAGUCUUCCCAGACCAUGCCUCACCCCAGACCAGUCAACACUGCUCGUAGAUCUGGUACGCAAAGGUCAACCCAUAUCCGGUCCAGGAUCUCCGCUACAUACUCGAAUUAGUGAUUCGGGAAAUAUACUGGCUCUUGAAGCAUCUUUUCUGGAUAACGACAGAACCAACAAUGUUGCUAUGGAGAAUACAUUCGACCUCCUUAUCGAUAGGCUACGAAAGGAACUGGAUCAUGUCAAUCAAAUCAUUGAGGACGGUUCCAAACCUGUUGAGUCAACUGGUAUAGGAAUAUAUCUGCUAGGUCGCAGACAGGAACUGGAAAAGGAGAUGGCAGAAGUUAUCGAGAUUGGCCCGAGGAGGAAGCAUCUAAAGGAGUACGGCUCGAUUCUGGCGUGCCCAAGAGAUGGUGAUGGUGCCGGAAGCGCCGACGCCUCCCGGGGAUCGAAAACAGGAAACUCCCCUCUCUCCUAA
Messenger RNA from Paracoccidioides lutzii Pb01, 795 nucleotides. RefSeq lists its product as hypothetical. The transcript is spliced from 4 exons. The coding region runs from base 1 to 795 and encodes 264 amino acids. The record is from RefSeq and is a predicted model, not a curated record.